Acanthopagrus latus (yellowfin seabream) is the source of this 2125-nucleotide messenger RNA. RefSeq names its product ITPR interacting domain containing 1 (gene itprid1). Bases 137 to 2125 code for a protein of 662 amino acids. The record is from RefSeq and is a predicted model, not a curated record. Gene Ontology annotation, molecular function: signaling receptor binding. The transcript is spliced from 8 exons. NCBI's taxonomy places the organism in Eukaryota, Metazoa, Chordata, Actinopteri, Spariformes, Sparidae.
UGCAGCAUCUUUAUAUUCUAACCAAGGAGUGAGGACAGUCCAGGAGUUUCUGCGGUGUAGCAGGUCAAGUACGACUUUCAGCAGGUGGAACAGUUUCAGCUCAGCAACUUCGGGUCUCUCUUGGCCACUCAGUGUGAUGGACAUACUCAACCUGUGGAAUGAUGACCCGGAAGAGGUUCUCUUGGACCUGGGCUUUGGCUGUGACGAACCUGACCUCUCUGGACGUAUCCCAGCUCGAUUCAUCAACCAUCAGUCCCAGGCAAAAGGAAUUAACCUCCAGGUUUUUCUGGAGGCCCAAAAGGACCGGCUGGACCUCGAGAAUCCUGAUGUCAGCAAUCGUUUUAAACAGCUUGAGGUUCUCCAGCACGUAACUACAGCCUUUUCCUCUUUGAUGGGGUCCUCCUGCUCCCCUGUUGGAACAUCCCAGGGGAAAGAACUGCCUCCUGAAGACCAGGAGAAAAGGAGGCGUAUAGGCAUGCUGUUCAGACGAGCAUCAAAAAAAUCACUCAGCAGAAUCCACAAAAAUAAAACCCAGGAUCCACUAACACCUUCUUCCACCUCUCCUACCUGUGCUUCACCUGAAUCACUGCAACUUCCACCUACCCAUGGAGAAAAGAGAGUCAGUCUUGGACUUCAGGAGAAGGUGUGUCUUUGUCCUCUGGCAGAAGAGCAAGGAGCUGGUCCAGACCCCCAAUCCCAGCCUCUGGUGGCUUCUUUGGCAGCCCAAGAAUGCACACCACAACCCCGGCCCCUGAGAGGAGGUCACCCUGUGACAGCAAAAACGUCUUCACAAAGGAAGAAGAGUGUCUCGCAGAUUUCAUCAAUUGAAACUGAGAUAAACAGUUUUGAGGAAAAUAGUGUCACUGGGAGCUACAUGGGAGCAGUAAAUAAUUUAGAAAUGCCAAGUGUAAUGCGGAUCGACAGCUACCAGUCAGACAGCAGCAGUUUUCCAGAGGAACUCUCAAACCCCUCCCUCUCUCAGGCAUCACCAGGACCUGAUCUCAUUAAGGCUCUGUCUAGCCGGUCAGGAGGGAGCAAUGACAGCAAGAGCCAUAACAGGCCUGGCUCACCGCUUUUUCACACCUACCCAUCGUUCCUGCUCUCCUCAUCUCUAACCUCUCCUGAUGACAAAUCUGUCCUUUCCUCACCCUGUCCUUCACCAGGGCAUUCACUAGUCCUUGAGCCUCACUUGUGUCCUGUCUCAUUGUGUCUCCCAAAAUCUGACCCGCAAUUGUCAGAGAUGGAGAAACCACCAGAUCAGAGCCAGUUUCAACCUGCUUCGUUGCUUACAUUGGUAUGCAAGUACAUUUCUGAGUUACAAAUCAUAACGAAAUUCCAAUCUCCUGUCCUCGUCCCUCAUGUGCUCUCUAGUGAGGAUAACGAUGCCCUAUCCCCCAACUUAUGUACUCUUUCUAAUGACUCUGAAGGUACAGCAUGCCUUCCAAGUUCCCCUCUACCUGCCACAUCACUUUCACCCUCUCCAAAUUGUGAUCAUUCUGCCUUGGAUGUCACAUCUUCUGCCCAGUCUAACUUGAGUCCAGGGAACACAAGGUCAGGAUGGCCUGAAGUUGCUUCUCAUGAAUAUGCCAUCUCUGCUUCCUCACGUUUGUCACCCUAUACCACUCCUGGUUUUCAUCAUCCAUCCUCUUCACCAUCUCCCCCACUAUUUCAAUCCCUGUCACGGAAUACAGAAAACAAUAAAAAAGAUUCUGUCAUUACCAUAUGCCUCUCUGAUCCAGCUACCAAUACAUGGAAGAAAGAGGACAAGGGCAAUCCCUUAUUUCCAUCCUGUCACUCUAAAUUUAAAAGGAAGCGUACCGCACUGCCUUGCCUGUCGCAUAAUGCUUCCAAUCCAAUAUGUCAGUCUGAUUUGUCAUCACAGUCACAGGAUCCACAUGAUCUUAUAGAUUCAGCUGUUGAAAGAAUUUCAGACCUAACAGAGCAAUCCAUCUCCCAACAAAACAGAUCAUGUCCUCUUGAUGAUUGCAGAGACCCUGCUCCAGAAUCACCUGUCCCAGAUAAUAUUCAUGUUAAAAUGGAUCACCUCUCAUUGGAAUCAAAUGAUACCCUUCAGAUGAAUAGAAAGGGACUGUGGAUGGCUCUGAAGGUGAAAAUGGAGAUCUAG